Molecule: messenger RNA, 1623 nt
Organism: Gastrolobium bilobum
Lineage: Eukaryota; Viridiplantae; Streptophyta; Magnoliopsida; Fabales; Fabaceae
Exons: 11
Coding region: 67-1182 (371 amino acids)
Cellular component (GO): endomembrane system
Source: RefSeq, a predicted model, not a curated record
AAUAACGAAGUAGUUAGCUGAAGUGGAACCUCUAGAUCUCUCUCUCUCUCUCUCUCUCUCUCUGCGAUGGAGUUUCGCGUUUCCAUCAUUUGGAGCCUGCUCGUCAUCUUCUCUCUCUUCUCUUCUCAAUCUAGGGGUGAGGCUUCUGGUUCCGUCUUCUUCGUUGAUAGCUCCAGUCAUCAAUUCAUUCGCGCUAGAUCAUCCAACGAUGAGCAUCCUUCAAUGUUGCUUCCGGAAGUUGGUGCUGCUGUGUCAAUCUUGCUUGGUUUUGCACCUCCUUUGACCCUUUCAGCUGCCAGCUCAUCCAAGUUGAAUGAGAUUCUGAUUCCUAAUCCAUUCAAUAGGCCUCGUGCUGUGUUUUUGCUGGAAGUGAAUGGAAUCAAUGGUCUUGAAAAAAUUGUCCAAGAUAAUGCAAUGUUUGGCAAUUCAUUUUGGAGUCCGAACUUUAUUGGUUCAGAUAAAGUUGACAUUCAACUUCCAGAUGAAAGUGAUGUUUCCGUGGUUUCUUUGGAUGAGCAAUUGGAAGACUGCACCGACAAAGAAAUUAGUGAUUUUUCGUCUUUGAUAGGUGGAUCAUAUGCUACUGAUGCCCUUGAGCCAUUAAAUGGAGUGCUUACCAUUCCAUUGGCAAAUGGUGCCACGCUGAAUCUCCAUAUGUCAAAGAAGGAAGAAAGGAAGUUCAUUGUAGGUCUUUUGUCUCUCACUCGCAAUGUCAAAAGGGCAAUUCAAAUGCAUGACAAUUUAUCACAGAGCACACAAAGUCCAGCUGAGUUGCUAACAGGAUAUUUCGAUGGCAUUAAGGCUCUGCAAGAGCAAUAUGAAAAUGAAAGCAUUGCUCAGCAUGGAGUUGAAUUGCUACUUGCAACUUUGACAAAGAUAUUUGGUUCACUGCAAGAAGCAUAUAAAGGUCAAAUUGUUGGAAUCAUCUACUGUCAUACAAACAUUCCUCAAGAGUCGGGCAAGAAGUUUGAUGUGAUCUUUACUCCCCACCAUACUGCUCGAUGGUUGGAAGAAACAAAAGAAUUGAAUGCAACAGGUCCAGAAGUGGUGCUGGUUAGGAGAACCCUUGCUUGGAUAACAGGAAUAAUUUUGCUCAUUUCAACUCUUAUGGGGAUAUAUUACCUCUUGAACAUGCCACUCACGAGGGACACACUUCUCUAUUCGAAUGUCAAGCUUGAUUAGGGGCAUGGAAUCAUACCAAGACAAAUCUUUCGAACCAACCAAGGAGGACCGGUCUGCCUUGAACCUUGUGAUUAGGGGUUUUUUAUAGGUGCCUCUAAUCAAUGUGCAUGAUUACAUUAUUGUUGUUGAAGAAUUAGUUUCUGGUGUUUAAUGGAUCGGUGUAGCCAAUUAUAUUCAUAAUAUCUGGUAAUGGAAACUAGUUGGGUCAGGAUUCGCGUCUACAAAAUGGGGGAUUAUUGGACCGACGUUGUUUAAAUGGGUAGCAUGGAUACUUUACCCCGUGUUUGAUCAGGGCUUGGAUAGUUGUAUGAUUAUUGCAGCCGUUUACAAUAAUGUGUACCCCGCGGUUAACACUUUGAUUGAAAUUAUUUUUAGUUAUAAUAUUGUAAUUUUAUAUACAAUAAUAAUUUCAGAGCCGUUGCAUCCUGUGCCUUCCUGUUU